Molecule: messenger RNA, 2582 nt
Organism: Marchantia polymorpha subsp. ruderalis
Lineage: Eukaryota; Viridiplantae; Streptophyta; Marchantiopsida; Marchantiales; Marchantiaceae
Source: the annotation of a GenBank genome assembly
CCUCAAUCCCUGCCUUUCUCUCUCUUUCUCUCUCCCCCUCUCCCUCGAUACACUCACUACUCUACGGCAAUCCCCAGCAGCAGAAGCAGAAGAAACAAGAAAGAGAAAGAGAAAGAGGAGGAGGAGAAGAAGCAGAAGAAGAGAAGAAGCUGAAGCUGCUCACAGGAAGAAGAAGAAGAAGAAGGAUGACUGUGCACUGUCAGUAAGGCAAGUCUGUACAGGAUGCAUCUAGGUUUCUCCUUCUACGCCAAUUGUACGCCCUUGGCACUUUCCAUCAAGUAAAGCGCAGGUGGGUCUCGUCGCCACAAAGGUGCUUUCAUUGCUCGCUCACUCAUGGCGUCAUCUCUUCUGUCGUCCCAGCACCUCGGACGUACAGCGUUUUCUCUGUACCCAACGCGACGCCUCUCGGGCCUCGGCUGCGCCUGUCCCCGGUCGGUCGGUCGGUCGGUCGAUCAGUCGGGCGAGAGCGGGAGCGGGACGCGAGGGUAGGGAUUCGGGACGGGGAAUCGAGGCGAGGAGGUGUGAUGCUAUGGGGAUUGAAGGGAGAUGGGCAGAGGGCGAAGGUCAGUAAAGAAAUACGUGCCGAGAAUAUACUUUCGGGUCGAGCACGGCUCAGGGUCUUCGUCGGGCGGUCAGGGCAUCAAACUCCUCCGACGGCCGAGUCAUGAGCACAAUCGCAGAAGCGGGUGAUUCUCGUGAAAAACAUGCUCUUCUGUUCUCUCCGCUCGAAGUAAAUGCGCCGCGACGAAAGUGGAAAAAGAGUGGAGAGAGAAUGUCUGCCCGAUGCGGUGAACUUCCUCCCCUCCCACUACCAAGACCUACAGUAUCCUCUGCUCGUUUCGCAGUUACCCGUCGUCGUCGCCCUCUCUUGUCCUGGCCUCGAUAGAUAAUCGAUUAAAUUGGUCCUCAAAUCCCAAGAAAUCCUUUUUAUAUUUCACGUUGCCCGGCUCUGCCAUUCUUCGCUUUACCCUCGACCAUCUUCUAGAUGUUAACCUGCGCUUUACCCUCGACCAUCUUCUUCUACGUGUUAACCAGCGCGCUUUUCUUGCGCGCUUUUCUUUCACUUGGGUGACCGAGAGCUUCCAUACACUUCUCUCUCUUGUUCUUUACGCGGAGUUGUAGGGAGGGAGGAGUGCGGAAGGUCCCGAGGCAAAAAUAAGUGGGCAGAUGAGGUGAACGAAGAGGUUUCAGGAGGUUUAAUUGUGGUAACAGCACGAAUGGCAGACACAGUCCGCAUUAGUAGUGGAAAAGCGCGAACUCGGUCACCGAUCGUGCUCCGUAGACCGGCGUCAUGUCUCUUGUCAACAGCAGAGACCAAAUUCCGAGACUCUGACACCGGCCAGGCCCGCCCCGCCUCGCCUCGCCUCGCAAAGCUUUCCCGUCCGAAAGAGGCUGGAAAUCCUUCUUUCCACGAUUCCGUGCACCACUCGAUACUCGACGCUCGACGCCCGCCAUAGCCGAGGAAUUACGGUCCGCCCGUCCGCACUCGGCCCGGCGACACUCGAUCCCUCGCCGAUCUCGAUGCCCCUCCACUCUUUCGAUCGGUCCCGGGUCGCGCACGCGGCACACCGUCGCGCGGCAAUCGCGACGUUCAUUGAAUUUCGCCCUUCGCGCCUUUCUCCCGGACCCUCGGCCUCGGCCUCGGCCGUCGUCUCACGGAGGAGCGAGAUUCCCUCCCUCUCUCCUUCCCUCCCUCCUUCCGUGACCGAGAAGAUCGCGACUCUGCGACGACGCGGAUGCCAGUCGGCGAUUCGGCGCCGAGAUGCAUCGAAUAUUCCACGAGCGGCCGCGGCUCCGGCUUCGGCUUCGUCCCGGCAGCGAGAGAUUCCCGCUCCGCCCGGAGGACGCUCGACGGCGUCUGUCUCCGCGCCCGCGCGACAGCUGGCGGGCCCCUACGCCCGCCACCUGCGCAAGAACGGCGCGUCUCCGAGAGGUGGCGCCAUAUUUGAGGGGCGGAGAAGAGCCGCUGCGAACGCGUGACGCCCCGCUAGCGUCAUCUCCCGCGGAUUCUGUUCCUCGACAAGGACCGAAAUUGCUCUUCACGGCGAAGAAGGACGAACGAAAGAACGAACGAGAGAGAGAGAUGGGAAGGAAGGGAAAGCAGCAACAUCAUCAUCAUCACCAUCAUAUUUAUCGAAGAGGACAUAAAGAGGCUGCACACACACCUACCCCAAGUGUAUGGGACGAGGAGCUUUACCUGAAAUCAAUUCACGGAUGUUUCCUACACGUGUCGGAUCGGGCAACAGUGCGGAUCAAAUCUCUCUCCGGCCUGGGAAGAAGAAAAGUCCGGGACCGUGAACGAGCGAAGGGAACGAGCGAAUUAAUUUGCGAGGGCACUUAUUGUGGGUCUUAUGAUGAUACAGCGGCCCAGUGAUGGCGUUUUAGCGCAGGGCAGGAGCUUACGCGAGCACGGGCCGCUGCUAAUGGUGGCAGCGGGGUGCUUACGUCGGAAGCACAAUUGUUGUAUCUGAUUGCCAUGAAUCGCCCCAGAUUGUAAAGGUAGGGCAAUCAACGCUCUAGGUUGAGUCAUGGCUGAUGUAUGCUCCAGAGUUCGCGAAGACGAAUAUCUUGGACCUCGCGCC